This is a messenger RNA of Sesamum indicum (sesame), 1542 nucleotides long. Its product is annotated as glucan endo-1,3-beta-glucosidase 4. Lineage: Eukaryota; Viridiplantae; Streptophyta; Magnoliopsida; Lamiales; Pedaliaceae. The record is from RefSeq and is a predicted model, not a curated record.
CCCUCCCCACCCCCCUUUCAAUAUAUCAACCUUCCAUUUACACACACUACCCUCCUUCUCGCUCUCUCUAUCUCUCUCACACACAGACACACAUUCUCUCACUCAUCAAGAUUUAUAUUAUAUGUUUGUGUUAUAUGUAUAAAAUGAAUGACACAAUUAAAGUCGUCUCUUUUCCAAGGGGAGUAAUGAUGUUUGUUUGGAUUGAGAUGGUGGUUCAUUUGUUGUCUGUUUCUGUUUCAAAUUCAAACCUAUACUAGAAAAGCAAGAACCUUGUUGGAAGAAGUUUGGAAAGAAGACAAGCUGGAGCUAGUAGUCUUUCUUACAACCUUGACAAGAAUUAUGAUCAGUAGAAGAAGAACACUUAUCAUCAGUUGCCUUCCAUUCAUUCACCUGGCUGCUGCUCUUCUACUCUCUUCUUCAUCAGGUACAAGUUCCAAAACAACAGAGCCCAGAAAACUGGCGUACAAUGAAGAGAGAAAAUUGCAAGAUUCUGUCCCAAUUUCCACUAGGCAAAUGGACAUCACAACCCCUAUCACAACAGUUCCAACAACCUCAAACACAACGCUAAAUCCAACUGAUUCCAACCCUGAAUCUCCUGUCAUAAUGAAUCCUGCCAAUCCAGUUAUGACACCGUUGGCCACAAACUCCCCUGCAUCGUCGUCAACCGGAAGCUGGUGCAUCGCUAGCCGAUCCGUGUCGCAGACCGCCUUGCAGGCUGCACUAGACUACGCUUGUGGGCAGGGUGGCGCUGACUGCUCGGCCAUCCAGGCCAAUGGGGUUUGCUACAAUCCGAACACGGUCCGUGACCACGCCUCUUACGCAUUCAACAGUUAUUUUCAGAAUAAUCCAAUUCCUACUAGCUGCAAUUUUGGAGGGGCUGCAGUCACCACUAGCACUGAUCCAAGUUAUGGUGCAUGUCGCUAUCCAUCAACUAGCACGAGUUCAUCUGUGUUGAAUGCAACCAACUCAAGCGGAUCCCGAGUUUUUGGGGCCGGCCGACCAAUCACCCCCUCUACUUCAACCGCUAUCACACUAAGUCCUCACAUCCCUUAUUUCCACGACGUAUUGGUACUUACCAUCACGAUUUUAUCAUCAAUGCCAUGAUAUGGUCGACGACCGGCCCCUGUAGAUCAUAUAGGCAAAGUUCCUUAACGUGAAUGUAGAUGACCCUUCUUACAAGAUUGCAUCAAAUUUGUUGGUUUGAGAUCAGCCCAUGUAGGAGGUCUGUUGAUGUCACAAUUGGUGCAUGCUAUUUUUGAAUCAUUUGCCAAACAGACAUCUCUAUAGGUAUGAAAAUCAGGCAAGGGAGGAAGUGUAUAGAUGAAGAACCAAUUAUAGGAGCAAUUUGGUGAAUUUUUUGCUUUAGUUCAUCUGAAGAGCACUAUAUAUGUAUGUGUACUGCUACAAAAUUAGUACAACUUGAGUGGUUCUUUUUCAGACCAGUAUUUUCUUUUUCUGGUGUUGUUCAAAGGUGAAUGAUAAGAAUCUUGGUGGGGAAUUGUGUAAAAAGCAGUCAUCUAUAUAUAGAUGAACUUUGACAGC